AUGAUACACCGAAGAACACGAUCCCAUCGUGGACAAGUGCAUAAAAUAAGCAUGGCUUUAUGUAAGAACAAAUUUUGGUUGCUAAUUAUAUUUUUGUUUACAAUGUGGUCUCUUUUGAUUUGCUUAAAUUAUUCAUCUUUGAUUGAUAGUGUAGCAUCUGUAGCUAAAUUUUAUGUAUAUUCUGUAAAUUAUAAUCAAGAUAUUCCCAUUCUUACUAAUCGUGGGGAGAUUUCUGGUACUAGUAAUAUUCUUAAUGUUCAUGACAAAACAGAGGAAAAAUCAGAGGAAAAAACAGGGGAUAUAGAGGAAAAAACAGGGGAUAUUGAAUAUGAUGAGAUUGAUGAGAUUUUGAAUGUAGAUUUGAAUGAUCUUAUGGAAAAAAAUGAUCAUAAACAACCUGUUAAGGUUGAAGUGAAGAUUAAUCGGCGUCAACCCAUCAAAGAUUCGAGAAUUGUUAAGGAAACAAAAAAGGAGAUUAUUCAGAAGAUCGUAAAUUCUAGGAAGAAAAAGAGAAGAGGGAAAUCAAAAAGAAGAAAGCCUCCUAGGAAUGUAGCAAUUCCAAAAGUUGUUAGUACCAAUUUUAAUAAAGAUUCAUCAUUGAAUAAUAAUGGAGUGGAGGUUGUCGCCAAUGCGUCUCACCCUCCACCCCCACCACCACCUCCUCGAGUGUGCAAACCGACCCGAAAAUCUGACCCGGAAUCAUGUUUGGGACGUUACAUCUAUGUACAUACCCUUCCUAGGAGGUUCAAUGUGGACUUACUAAGAGAUUGCAAAAAUCUAGACUUAUGGAUGGAUAUGUGCCAGUAUGUGAAGAAUUCGGGUCUAGGACCCGAGCUUUUGAAUGUGGAUGGGGUUUUCUCCAAAUAUGGGUGGUUUGCAACAAACCAAUUCUUAUUAGAAGUGAUCUUUCACAACAGGAUGAAACAGUAUGAUUGCUUGACUGAUGAUUCUUCUAAGGCAGAUGCUAUCUUUGUACCAUUCUAUGCGGGUCUUGAUGUGGCCCGACAUUUAUGGAAUACGGAUUCUGGAGUAAGAGAUUCGGGUGGGUUUGAGCUAGUAAAGCUACUAAAGAAGAAACCCGAGUGGAAGAAAUGGUGGGGAAGAGAUCAUUUCUUUAUAGCAGGAAGAAUUACAUGGGAUUUUAGAAGAUCCGCAAAUAAAAACGACCCAGAUUGGGGAACCAAAUUCUUUUACUUACCCGAAACCAAAAACAUGACGGGUCUAGUAAUCGAAUCAUCUCCUUGGAAUAGCAAUGAUUUUGGGAUACCAUAUCCAACAUAUUUUCACCCAGCAAAUGAUGCAGAAAUCUUCCAAUGGCAAAACAGGAUGAAAAACCAUGACAGGAAGACUCUGUUUUCCUUUGCCGGAGCUCCAAGACCCGACAGACCCGACUCAAUCCGUAAUCAGUUGAUCAAACAAUGUGAAAACUCAAUCAAAUGUAUGUUGAUUCAUUGCAAUAACUGGAAGAACAAGUGCCAUAAACCAGCAGAAUUGAUGAAAAUGUUCCAAAAUUCUAUCUUCUGUUUGCAACCACCAGGAGACUCGUACACAAGAAGAUCCACAUUCGACUCCAUACUUGCGGGUUGUAUACCCGUUUUCUUUCAUCCAGGUUCAGCUUACAUUCAAUACUUAUGGCAUUUCCCUAAGGAGUUUACCAAAUACUCAGUUUUCAUCCCAAUGUAUGAAGUAAGGGAUGGGAAAAAGAACAUACAAAGUGUUUUAGAAAAUAUUCCUAAACAAAAAAUAGAGAAAAUGAGGGAAGAAAUUAUAAAGUUGAUACCUAAGAUAAUAUAUGGUGAUCCAAGGUGUAAAUUAGAGAGUUAUGAAGAUGCAUUCGACGUCGCAGUGAAGGGGGUUGUGGAGAGGGUGAAGAUGAUUAAAGAAGACAUGAAAGAAGGGAAAGAUGAUAGUUUUGGUUAUGAUGAAAAGCAAGCAUGGAAGUAUAGAUGGGUUGGGAACUUGCAGGAACAACAUGAAUGGGAUCCUUACUUCUCUGGAUCUUUUGAUACUAGAAACUUUACUAAUUUUUAGGUUAGUAUGUCUCUGUUUUGGAAGGUAAG
Messenger RNA from Amaranthus tricolor (Joseph's coat), 2060 nucleotides. RefSeq names its product xyloglucan galactosyltransferase KATAMARI1 homolog. Gene Ontology annotation, molecular function: glycosyltransferase activity. The coding region runs from base 1 to 2031 and encodes 676 amino acids. The transcript has a single exon. The record is from RefSeq and is a predicted model, not a curated record. NCBI's taxonomy places the organism in Eukaryota, Viridiplantae, Streptophyta, Magnoliopsida, Caryophyllales, Amaranthaceae.